GCCCAGAGCUUCUCCCAACUUUUCCUUAGCCGCCCGAUGGCUGUGCCCUGGGGCACCCUCCUAGCCCCGGGGACUGGGCAUCUCUCUGCCUACCCACCUUUUCCUGGGCCCUCCCGCUGGGUCCCCAUCCCUCUACCUCAUAAGCGCGGACUACUCUGAGCAAAGCCAGCCCCGAGGACCCAGACUAGAGACUUUAGAGGGUGGACGCCAGCGCCGGAGAGAGGGGCGUGUCCCUCCCGGCCUCGGCCCAAGCUCAACCUCUUCCCCGUCCUUUCCCCGCCCCCCACCUCCCCGGCCCGCCCCCUCCCCGAGGCGGCGCUGAAGGAGGGCGAGGCGGCCCCCACCCCGGGUCAGUCUCUCCUCGCUCAGUGACUGCGCAGCGCGAAGCGGAGCCCGAGCUCCAGCCAUGGCUGCCAUUCGGAAGAAGCUGGUGAUCGUGGGGGAUGGUGCCUGUGGGAAAACCUGCCUCCUCAUCGUCUUCAGCAAGGACCAGUUCCCCGAGGUCUACGUCCCCACCGUCUUUGAGAACUACAUUGCUGACAUCGAAGUGGACGGCAAGCAGGUGGAGCUGGCAUUGUGGGACACAGCCGGGCAGGAAGACUAUGACCGACUCCGACCUCUCUCUUACCCCGACACGGAUGUCAUCCUCAUGUGCUUCUCCAUUGAUAGCCCCGACAGCCUUGAGAACAUCCCUGAGAAGUGGACUCCAGAAGUAAAGCACUUCUGCCCCAACGUCCCCAUCAUCCUGGUGGGCAACAAGAAGGACCUGAGGCAGGACGAGCACACGCGCAGAGAGCUGGCCAAGAUGAAGCAGGAGCCCGUGAGGUCAGAGGAGGGCCGGGACAUGGCCAAUCGGAUCAGCGCCUUUGGCUACCUUGAGUGUUCCGCCAAGACCAAGGAGGGGGUCCGAGAAGUGUUUGAGAUGGCCACUCGGGCUGGCCUGCAGGUCCGAAAGAACAAGCGGCGACGGGGCUGCCCUCUGCUCUGAGCUCCCCGCCCAAGGCCCACACAGCGGACUCCAUGUUGCUAGUUCUUGGACCCUUCCUGCCCAAGGCUGCGUGUGUUCUAAUCAUGCCCCCCUGCUCUUGAUCCUUUGGGGGGCCCCUCAUGGGCACUAGAGCUUAGAUGGCCUUUACUCCCACCUGAUAGGAGACUGGGCUUUCCUGAUCACAGAGCAGGGGUAGGGGGUGAGGGGGAGAGGCCUCAACUGCUUCUCCCACCCUAGGGGUCACCCACCAGCAUUUUUUUACAUAACUAGGAAGGGAGGCUUCUCCCCCCACCCCACUUUAGGCAUGGCUGAGGGUUAAUUCUCAUCGAGGAAGACAAUAAAAGCCUAUGGGAACUCUCCCA
Monodelphis domestica (gray short-tailed opossum) is the source of this 1350-nucleotide messenger RNA. It is a transcript of the gene RHOC, whose product is annotated as ras homolog family member C. Gene Ontology annotation, molecular function: GTPase activity; GTP binding. Gene Ontology annotation, biological process: small GTPase-mediated signal transduction. The record is from RefSeq and is a predicted model, not a curated record. Lineage: Eukaryota; Metazoa; Chordata; Mammalia; Didelphimorphia; Didelphidae.